Prunus avium (sweet cherry) is the source of this 706-nucleotide messenger RNA. Its product is annotated as putative germin-like protein 2-1. Gene Ontology annotation, molecular function: manganese ion binding. The record is from RefSeq and is a predicted model, not a curated record. Lineage: Eukaryota; Viridiplantae; Streptophyta; Magnoliopsida; Rosales; Rosaceae.
UUCUAGAGCAGCAUAUACUUAAAAUACCAAAUGGCCUUUUAUAUUUUCUUCUUUGGGUUAGUCUUGUCUUUUUCUUUGUCAGUUGUCAUUGCAUCUGAUCAUAGUCCGCUUCAAGAUUUCUGCGUUGCAGACACAAGAAGUCGAGUGCUGGUUAAUGGCCUAGCUUGCAAGGACCCCAAGACAGUUGAAGCCGCUGAUUUUUCAUUUUGUGGACUUCAUUUAGAAGGCAACACAUCAAACCCAAUUGGGUCAAGUGUAACACCAGUAACUGUGUUUCAGCUACCAGGACUCAACACUCUCGGCAUUUCUCUUGUCCGUAUCGACUAUGCACCAUCAGGUGUCAAUCCUCCGCACACUCAUCCUCGCGCCUCCGAAAUUAUCACAGUCCUGGAAGGCAGCCUUGAAGUUGGGUUUGUGACAUCGAGCCCUGAAUAUCGUCACAUCACCAAGGUGUUGCUGAAGGGUGAUGUGUUUGUUUUCCCCAUUGGACUUGUGCACUAUCAGAGAAAUGUAGGAUCCGGUCAUGCUGUUGCUAUUGCAGCUCUCAGCAGCCAAAAUCCAGGUGUGGUGGUAAUUGCCAGUGCUGUGUUUGGGUCCAAGCCUAGCAUUGCCAAUGACAUUCUUGUGAAGGCAUUUCAUGUUGAUAAAGGUGUUAUCAAUUACCUCCAUUCUAUAUUCUGAAUAAGUGAACCAACCUCAUUUGAAU